Messenger RNA from Brenthis ino (lesser marbled fritillary), 1194 nucleotides. NCBI's taxonomy places the organism in Eukaryota, Metazoa, Arthropoda, Insecta, Lepidoptera, Nymphalidae. The record is from the annotation of a GenBank genome assembly.
AUGUUAUUUAAUGCAGAUACGAAGCUUAUUUCCUUAACUAACGGGAAAAUUCUUCUUAUGGUGAAUGGAUACACGUUUCACAAGGGGGGUGGUCAUAUCAGGUGUUUUGGUGGAGUCAAGUGGAGAUGCUCUGCGUCGAAGAAGAAGUGCAAAGCUUAUGUAGCGAUGUCCGAUCAAGAUGACUACGUAAUAAGAUACUAUUUAAACCACAAUGACCAUGAACAUGAUAAACUGUCUUCCACGUCAAUAGACGAAUGUAAUAUCGCAGAAGAGACAGAUGAUGUUUGUAAUGAUGUUUUCUUAGAUAUAGACCGUUCCAAUAAUCGCCCUGCCAGACUUACUGUGCUGUUGCAGGAUAUUAAACACAGCGAUAUGAAGGAAACCCAUAGAUCUACUACUACUGAAAUUAAUGAUCGUGCACCAGAAGCUGUAAAUAAUAAUGCUGUUGAAGAUUCUUCAACUCCCUCAAAUAUAAGAAAAAGGACUCUAAACCCACAAGCCUGGGCAGAUGUUAAAAGAAAGAAACUUCUAAAUUCAGGAAAGAAAUAUCGUAGCAGAACGGGGCGCAUCGUCAAGGAAAGGAUUAUGGGUCCAACUUGUAACUGUAAAUUUCAAUGUGGCACAAAAAUUUCAGAAGAUGAGCGAAUAAGAUUUUUCAAAAAAUUUUGGGAACUUGGUGACAGGGAAAAACAAUGGUUAUGGAUAGUUAAAUACACAAAAAAGCAUAAUAAGUUAAGAACGACAUUACAAAGAAAGUUAAUGUAUAACAGACAGUACACUUAUAGGUAUUAUUUACCUAUCGAUAAAAAAGGCGAUGUCAUUAAAGCCAAAGUAAAUGUAUGCAAAAUUAUGUUCCAAAACACACUAAAUAUCGGCAAUUCUAUGGUCAAAACAGCGUGGGAAAAGUAUGAUAGUGAUAACACGAUUAAAGCAGACAUGCGUGGUCGUCAUAAUAAUCACAGAAGAAUUAUAGAUAAGGAUAUGACAGCAUCAGUCUGCGAUCAUGUCAGAACUUUUGAACCCGUUAAAUCAAGUAACAGAUCACAUAUACUUUAUUUAAAUGGCAGUCUUAAUUUCACUCGAAUGUUUGAUUUAUACUGGAAGUGGCCUGAUUUGAAAAACUAUGCCAAACGAGCUUCAACAGUUCGUCAAUACAGGGACAUUGUAAAUAAGCACUUCAAUGUAACUUUCUGU